Messenger RNA from Cottoperca gobio, 947 nucleotides. It is a transcript of the gene cldnk, whose product is annotated as claudin k. NCBI's taxonomy places the organism in Eukaryota, Metazoa, Chordata, Actinopteri, Perciformes, Bovichtidae. Gene Ontology annotation, cellular component: bicellular tight junction; membrane. Gene Ontology annotation, molecular function: structural molecule activity. The transcript has a single exon. Bases 27 to 674 code for a protein of 215 amino acids. The record is from RefSeq and is a predicted model, not a curated record.
AUCUGAUUCAAACAACACCUUACACCAUGGCAACCACGGGCAUGCAGUUGCUGGGCCUAGUCAUGUCCCUUCUUGGGUGGGUAGGUGGGCUGAUAGUGUGUCUCAUGCCCCUGUGGCGGGUCACUGCCUUCAUCGGUAACAACAUAGUGACGGCUCAGAUCAUUUGGGAAGGCCUUUGGAUGAAUUGCAUUGUGCAGAGCACAGGUCAGUUCCAGUGUAAGGUGUAUGACAGCUUGCUGGCUCUACCCAGUGACAUGCAGGCUGCCCGAGGCCUAACCGUGUUCUCCAUCCUGAUCUGUGGCCUGGCUCUUUCUCUGGGGGUCCUCGGAGUCAAGUGCACUAAGUGCAUCGGCGUAAACAGCGCCAAGGCCCGUAUUGCUCGCAUCUCUGGCGCCCUUUUUGCCAUCGCAGGCUUCCUCUACCUUGUGCCCGUCUGCUGGACUGCGCACUCCAUCAUCAGGGAUUUCUAUGAUCCACAUGUGGCGGCCCCACACAAGCGUGAGCUUGGCCCUGCCCUUUACAUCGGCUGGGGGGCAUCAGGCUUGCUCCUCAUUGGGGGAUCUCUGCUCUAUACUGGGUCAAGUCCCCCUGGCCUCCCAGGCUCUCCCACCUUCAGCAGUGGAGAAAGUAGUCCACGCAGGGCACCUGCCUCACAAGUCAAAGGUUAUGUUUAAGUUUCUGAAAUGUCUGAAUGCCUUCAAGUCCCACAAAUACACCCCAAAUGAUGACAAACCUGAUUCUUUUCCUUUUGAUUUUGCUCAUUGUAAUUAUUUUAUAUUUAAUGUUAUUCCAGUUAGCUUUUUUCUCUGAAAAGCCACAGGAGGCUGAUUAGGGAAAACUGAACUCAUUUUAUUAUUUCAUACCUGAUAUCCUUCAAUAACCUUGUUCUUUGUCUGUCAGUGUAAAAAUACAAUAAACGUUUUUGGUCUUCCAAAUCUUCCCAUGAG